Messenger RNA from Kogia breviceps (pygmy sperm whale), 367 nucleotides. NCBI's taxonomy places the organism in Eukaryota, Metazoa, Chordata, Mammalia, Artiodactyla, Physeteridae. The record is from RefSeq and is a predicted model, not a curated record.
AUGAAGGACUGCCUUGGCUUGAGCGGGCAGCUGACCCCAGGGGCUUCUCAGUACGAAUCCAAGAGUCGUGUGUCAGCAGAGGCGGCCCUGAGGCACCCCUACUUCCGGUCUCUGGGGGAGCGUGUGCACCAGCUUGAAGACACUGCUUCCAUCUUCUCCCUGAAGGAGAUCCAGCUCCAGAAGGACCCAGGCUACCGGGGCCUGGCCUUUCAGCAGCCAGGGCGAGGGAAGAGCCGGCGGCAGAGCAUCUUCUGAGCUAUGCCCACCCUGCUGUGGCGCAAGGGACGAGAGGUCACACUGAGCACAAUUGCGGCAGGAUGGGGCCUGUGUGGCCUCGGAGGACUGAGGAGUGAGGGCUAACGGCCGG